AGGGAACAGGAUAGAAAACAGUAGCUGUAGCAGGAAAGCAAGCUACGGAGCUCGCUCGCUCGCUAGCGUCGCCGCCCUCCGCCGUCCGCGUCGCUUUCCCUUCGCUCCCCUUCCCCCGCAUUAACUCUCCCCUGGUCCGGGAGCUCACCCUUCGACACAGCUCCCUCCCACUGGACAGAUGGUCGGCCACGGCGGCGGCGGCGGCGGAGGCCAGGCCGCAAUGGCGCCGGCGCCCGGCGGUGGGAAGCGCGGGAGGGGCCCCGAGGACGACGUCUACGUCGAUAACCUCCACUUCCACAAGCGCUACCUCACCGAGAUAAUGGCAUCCAGCAUGAAUGGGUUGUCUGUUGGAGAUUCAGUUGCUGAAGAUAUCAUCGUUUCCCCAGUGAGGCUGGAGAUUGCUUCUUGCUUCAGGGAUGAAAUGAGCACACAGUACUCACCUAUGUCAGAAGAGUCAGAUGAUUACCGGUACUCUGACACUCAGGUAAAUACCAAUGGGAAUCAGACUGAUACAACAAGCAGCCCCUCAACCAGUCCAAUUUCAUCUCCUCAUCGAUUCCAGAGGCCAUAUACUUGGUUUUCUUCUGCAAAUCCAUAUCCUCUCCCAAGCUGCUCCCUCGCAGCAGUGGUCUGCUCGCAAGCUCGCCGUGGCAGUGGCACUGAACAUGAAGGUCGAAUCCCGUCUUCACCUAACGACAUGUGCCAUGGUGGAGACCUGAGGCGAACCGCACUUCUGAGAUCAGUGCAAAUGAGGGUGCAGAGCCCCCAUCCAUGUGAUCUGUUGUCCAGCAGUGGACAUGGACAAGACCAAGAGCGUGGUCAUGUGCAUGCUGAUGAGCUUGACCAUGAUCAGAGACAAGCUGUGGGUGUUCAAUUGGAUCAAAGGUCUUUCUCUUACCCAAAGUCGAUCCAGGAUGCUGAGUGCAAAAGCCCUCCAAACUGUGGCCAGCGUUCAGACCGUGAUGUGGAUUUUGUUGAGGAUAAGAUUAGGGUGUGAUCAAUGCCAAGAUUAACCAUGACAACAUCUCUGGUGAACUAAGUUGAUGUGGAUGAGCGUACACAUAAUCUGUUCACAUCCUGCGUCAACUUAGGAACUGUUAACAGUCUUGAGUCUUGUAAUGGUGUUUGACCUGCUCUGUUGUGUUCGACUUAGGGAACACCACGCUGUGAGUUGUGAGACUAAUUAACCUCGGUUCUAGGAAUGCAAUGUGAUGUGGAUCAUAUCACAGAUUAUUUUCAUUUCAUACAUGAGCAAGAAUUUAAACGACUGCUUCACUG
Molecule: messenger RNA, 1278 nt
Organism: Panicum hallii
Lineage: Eukaryota; Viridiplantae; Streptophyta; Magnoliopsida; Poales; Poaceae
Exons: 3
Coding region: 179-997 (272 amino acids)
Source: RefSeq, a predicted model, not a curated record